Molecule: messenger RNA, 2046 nt
Organism: Haliaeetus leucocephalus (bald eagle)
Lineage: Eukaryota; Metazoa; Chordata; Aves; Accipitriformes; Accipitridae
Gene: ATP6V1H
Product: ATPase, H+ transporting, lysosomal 50/57kDa, V1 subunit H
Exons: 13
Coding region: 19-1461 (480 amino acids)
Biological process (GO): proton transmembrane transport
Cellular component (GO): lysosomal membrane; vacuolar proton-transporting V-type ATPase, V1 domain
Molecular function (GO): proton-transporting ATPase activity, rotational mechanism
Source: RefSeq, a predicted model, not a curated record
UUCUAAUUAUCAAUCAAGAUGGAUAUCCGAGGUGCUGUAGAUGCUGCUGUCCCAACAAACAUCAUUGCUGCCAAAGCUGCUGAAGUUCGGGCAAACAAAGUAAACUGGCAGUCGUAUCUCCAAGGGCAGAUGAUUUCAGGUGAAGACUGUGAAUUUAUUCAAAGAUUUGAACAGAAAAGGAAUCCAGAAGAAAAACAGGAGUUGUUGCAAACAGAAGGCAAUCAAUGUGCUAAAACAUUUAUAAACUUGAUGACUCAUAUCUCCAAGGAACAGACGGUUCAGUACAUUCUGACAAUGGUUGAUGAUAUGCUACAAGAAAAUCAUCAGCGUGUUUGUAUCUUCUUUGAUUAUGCAAAACGUGGUAAAAACACUGCAUGGUCCUAUUUUCUGCCAAUGUUGAAUCGACAAGAUCUUUUCACUGUGCAUAUGGCAGCAAGAAUUAUUGCCAAACUGGCUGCUUGGGGGAGGGAACUUAUGGAAGGCAGUGACUUGAAUUACUAUUUCAACUGGAUUAAAACUCAGCUCAGUUCACAGAAACUACGUGGUACAGGGGGUUCUGUGGAACCAGGAGCAGUCUCCACAAGUGAUAGUUCCCAGUAUGUACAGUGUGUUGCUGGAUGUCUGCAGCUGAUGCUCAGGGUCAAUGAAUAUCGCUUUGCAUGGGUAGAAGCAGAUGGAGUAAAUUGUAUCAUGGGGGUCUUGAGCAACAAAUGUGGUUUCCAGCUCCAGUAUCAGAUGAUCUUUUGUGUGUGGCUGCUGGCAUUUAGUCCUCAAAUGUGUGAAUAUCUCCGUCGGUAUAAUAUUGUUCCAGUGCUGUCAGAUAUUCUUCAGGAAUCUGUCAAAGAGAAAGUAACUAGAAUCAUCCUUGCAGCAUUUCGGAAUUUGUUAGAGAAAUCUACUGAGAGAGAAACUCGCCAAGAAUAUGCUCUUGCCAUGAUUCAGUGUAAAGUUUUAAAGCAGCUAGAGAAUUUGGAUCAGCAGAAAUAUGAUGAUGAAGACAUAAGUGAAGAUAUCAAAUUUCUACUGGACAAGCUUGGUGAGAGUGUGCAGGACCUUAGCUCCUUCGAUGAGUACAGUUCUGAGCUCAAGUCAGGAAGACUGGAGUGGAGUCCUGUACACAAGUCUGAGAAAUUUUGGCGGGAGAAUGCUGUAAGACUAAAUGAGAAGAAUUAUGAACUACUCAAAAUCCUGACGAAGCUUCUGGAGGUUUCUGAUGACCCACAAGUGCUGGCUGUAGCUGCUCAUGAUGUGGGAGAAUAUGUACGACACUAUCCCCGUGGGAAACGAGUGAUUGAACAACUUGGUGGUAAACAGCUGGUAAUGAACCACAUGCAUCAUGAAGACCAACAAGUUCGUUAUAAUGCACUAUUGGCUGUGCAGAAGCUGAUGGUUCACAACUGGGAAUACCUUGGAAAGCAGUUGCAGUCAGAACAACCUCAAACGGCCACCGCACGGAGCUAAACAUUUCUGUCAGUUUAUGCUUAUAAUUACAGUAUGUUUGUCUUUAAAUUAAUGUCAAGGGAACACUGAAAUCACAUGUUCUUUGCCUGCUACUAGUGCAUAAACUUUCCAGCUUUCUUCCAGUGUUGUUGGCGUAGUAAAAAUUUGUUUGUUCAACUAGUUCUGAUGAUUAUGCCUAUUAGCUUCCUGUUAUAUUCUGAAUGUAUAUGAGGAAAUGUGGCUAAUAUAUUGCAUUUGUUUUAUGUAUUUAUUCUCAUAAUAAAGAAUGUUAUUAAAGGACAUUCAUUCCAUGUUAUAAUUAGCCUAGGAAAAUUGUUAACUUCUUUUAGUGGGUUAUGAGUGUUGUCACUUCCCAAGAAAAGCAAGUAGUCCCUAUAUGUCUCCAGACAAAUUAAUAAAGCUUUGACUUGAUGUUCUGUAGGAAAUGCAAUAGCUUGAGAAAUGUUGAUUAUCAGUACUAAAAUAUAUACCAAGUCUCAAAAUAGUGUUAAAAUUCUAUAUAAAGCAAAUGCAUGGUGGGUUUUUUUUGGGGGGGGGGGAGUACUUCUGUCGUUAGAGACUACACUAAAAAAUCUGGACAUGAGA